Molecule: messenger RNA, 3305 nt
Organism: Xiphophorus maculatus (southern platyfish)
Lineage: Eukaryota; Metazoa; Chordata; Actinopteri; Cyprinodontiformes; Poeciliidae
Gene: crebzf
Product: CREB/ATF bZIP transcription factor
Exons: 3
Coding region: 233-1003 (256 amino acids)
Biological process (GO): regulation of DNA-templated transcription
Molecular function (GO): DNA-binding transcription factor activity
Source: RefSeq, a predicted model, not a curated record
CAAACUUCCGCAAAGAAAAAGAAGAAGAAGCAGAAGAAGAAGAACAAGUCGCUUUGGGUACCUUGCUCUUCACAAGUUUUAGCUGUGUUCAAUUUGAAGAAAUAAUAUAUAUUUAUAACGCUUUUGGCCGCCGACACAGUUUUACUACUUGCCUUUUGCACAGUUUUUGUGUUUUUGACUCGGGCUGAGCCUCUUUAUUCAACGUCUUUGCGAUCUCGUCUGGCACAACACGAUGAUCACAAGGAGGAGAAGCCGUGCCAUGGAGGUGCCGUCGGUAGACGUUGAGGAGGUGGACGUAAUGGAAAAUGUUCACGAUCUCCCCAGCCCUUCUGAUCCGCUUGCUGCUGAUGACACCGAUCCUUCAGGAAUCGAGCUAGACGACCUGUUCGAAGAUUUGAAAUGGACUCUAGAAAAAGAUUCUCCCUCUCUACUCUUUGGCGUCGAUCUUGCCGAUCUAGAAGCACACAGCGACAUAAACCAAAACUCGGGGUUUGACGCUUCGUCCCGCUCGUCUCCAGACAUAACGUCUUCUGGCUCCAGGAUGAAAAACCGACAAAACCAGUCGAACCACGUCAUCAACAAAAACGCCAUCGCUGCCAGAUUGAACCGUCUCAAGAAGAAGGAGCACGUCAACACCCUGGAGAAGCAGGUUGGCGUUCUGUCAACGGAGAACGCCGUGCUCAAACAAGAGAACUGUCAGUUGACUAAACGGGUGGAAGAAUUGGAGGAUGAAACCAGGUAUCUGAGAGCUGUGCUGGCCAAUGAGAGCAUGUUAGCCCAGCUCUUGUCCAGACUGAGCGGUGUGAAUGGGAUGAAAUUAUCUUCCUCGCUUUUCCAGGGGCCUCGCUCCAACGAGCACGAUUAUGCGUUGCCCAGGAAGCGGGUGAAGGUGGAGGAGAAGGAGACGUCUGGCGGCGUGUGCCUGCAUGUAGACAAGAACCACGUCUCAGUGGAAUUCUGCCCAAAGUGUGCAGAGAGCGCGAGCACGUCGCUCAAAAUGUAGGGUCAAGUACUUCUGUUUUCUCAUAUUGAGACUAAACCGUAUGUGACUCUGUACUGAACCUUAUCAGGAUGGAUGAACACCGAGUUAAUUAGAGCUGCCUAAGAACCGCAGAAUGUGCAUGUGAUUUAUGGUUUUGGUGGGAUAAGUAAACGUUACUGCUAAACCUUGUUGACAGUUUCUUCUAGGUAAUGGUUGCUCCGCCAUGGGGGAUGAGUGGCUUUCUGAACUCCUUUUCCUGCUUGACGCCCUGUUCUGCUGAUGGGAGGUGACGAAGCUGGACACGCAGCUGCAACGUGGCCUGGUAUUUUUUUAAAGGUAGUAUCGGUAACAAAUGGUACAUGUAAUCUAAUUUUUACCCACAUUCUGCAUCACCUGUAGCUGUUGGUCGUAUCAGCAAAGCUCCUUCAGCAGCCGGAGCAAUUUGUAUAUUGUUUGUAUAUUGAAAUGUACAUUUAAAAAAAAAAACUGAUCACAGUUAAUUUUUUAAAUCACAUCUAAUAAACUGUAAAUGUUUAAUUUUGAAUAUAUUUUCUUUUGAAGUAAAUGCUCUGAGAAAUGUUGGACAAAUAAAUCCCAUUCUCUGUGUGUGAAAUACUAAAUAUCUGCUGAGUCUUGUUGUGUACUGUUGAUAUUAAUGCAUCUCUUUUUUCUUUCUAAACAGCAAGCUCUGCCGAUAAAGGUCUUAACUUUUCCUGAACAUUGGGUCAAGUCUGGUAAUGGUUGUCAGAACAGAUGACAGUCCCCAUUGGAUGGAAUUAUAAAGCAUAGAAAGAUUCAUGUCAUUUAUCUGCCCAACUACAGUGCAUCCAGAAGGUUUUCCCAGCACUUCACUUUUUCCACAUUUUAUGUUCCAGCCUUAUUAAAACAACCUUCCCUCAAAAUUUGACACACAAACACCCCAUGAGGGCAGCAAUGUGAGAAAAAGUUUGAGAUUUUUGCUAAAUUCUUAAAACUUGAAAACCAAGAAAUCACAUUUACAUAAGUAUUUUACAGUCUUCUUCCAUUGGCUGACGAUGGAGGCGGAGUUCAUCGGUCCUUCAGAGCACCAGGAGUGUUUCUGGAUCCUUCUUCAGAUUUCUGCCUCAAGACCAUCCUGUCUCUGAGGUCUACAGACGAUUCCUUUGAUUUCAUGUUUGGUGUUUGCACUGUUCACCGUAGGACCAUAUGUAGACAGGUGUGUGCCUUUCCACAUCAGGUCCAAUCAUCUGAAUUUACCACAGGUGGACUCCUUUUAAGUUGUAGAAACAUUUCAUAAAUGAUCAGUAAAAUCCCAAAACGUUUUUCCAUGUUGUCAUAAUUUGGUUUCUGUUUUUAGAAUUUUGAGGGAAGACUAAUUUAAAGGUAGCGUAUAAUGUAAAAUACCUUCUUUUUUUUUAGCUUUACAUGUUAUUCCCUCAUCAAAGACACUCCUUGGAGUGUUGCUUUGAAUUUGUCACACAUGUUUGAGAAAUUGUGAAAUCUCCCCCAACGUUUGGGUGUCCAGAUUACGAGUUUUUGUAAUCAUCUUACAUUCUCACUAAUGAAGUCCAACCAUUUCAGCUUGCUGAGAAAAAAAGGCAUGAUUUUGCUUCACCUGGUUCAAUCAGUUAACUUGUUGUGGACAUAAUGAAAUAAGUAAAAAAGGUGCUACAUAUUUCCAUAAAGCUUCCACCUGACGGAGCACCCCUCACCUGCAGUUCCCCCACCUGGCUCCUUCACCUGCUGAGCUCACAAGAACUACUUAGUCCAACACUUUUAGGAGCGGUUGUACAUGGCAGCAUGGAGGAACAGUUUUGUGAUGAUGUGCUGGAAAGAAGAGGAGCUUCUUAAAGAAACGGGCCAAUUUUAAAGUGUCAAAUUUAUUUAAUGUUUCACAUGUACAGCAGUUUUAUAACUGAAGUUAUAGUUAUCAGUGCUGUUUUAUAGCACGAUGUGCUUGGAAACGACAUAAUAGCACCCUGGCAAUGUGGAAAAAGUGAAGAACUGUAAAUAUUUCUGAAUGUACUGUAUUUUAGCUCAUUCAGCUGUAAGUGCUUUAGUAUUCAUAUUGUUUCCGGGGAGAGUGGAGCAGAAAAGUAAUCAGUUACUGCCACCUAUUGGUAUAUUGGUUACACUUCAGAUGUUCCCUGUUGUGUUUAAAGCAUUCAGUGGUUUGAUAAAUCCCCUGGUCUAUGCUCCCACCUCAGUGACUGUUAAUGCAAGGCAAGUACAUGAGUUUUUGACAUUCAGCAACAUUGUACUUUACAUUAUGGAGGCAUAAAACCUUAUAUUGUAGGAGUAAAUAAAAGAAAGUAAUAAAAAGUUGUAAUACAGACUAAAAUUA